Cucumis melo (muskmelon) is the source of this 950-nucleotide messenger RNA. RefSeq names its product probable acetyltransferase NATA1-like. The record is from RefSeq and is a predicted model, not a curated record. The coding region runs from base 155 to 847 and encodes 230 amino acids. NCBI's taxonomy places the organism in Eukaryota, Viridiplantae, Streptophyta, Magnoliopsida, Cucurbitales, Cucurbitaceae. Gene Ontology annotation, molecular function: N-acetyltransferase activity. The transcript has a single exon.
AAAUUUUGUUCGUAAAAAUAUAGGAAGUUUUAGUUAAAAUAAUACUAAAAAAACAUGACAAAUUUACCUUUAAUUAAGUGUCCUCUCAUCGUACAACCUUCUUCUUCAAUCGGACCCAUCGGCUUUUAGUUUCUCUUGCUUCGCUUCACCAAUAAUGGCCGUCACGGCUCCCCAUCCUCCACCACCAGCCUCAACAGUUCCAUUCCAUUGUAGCUCCCCUUUGUUCACCCGAGUCCGUCUCGCCGUCACUUCCGAUGUCCCUCACAUUCACAAGCUCAUCCACCAAAUGGCCAUCUACCAACGCCUCACUCAUCUCUUCUCCGCCACUGAAUCUUCUCUCUCCCUCAAUCUCUUCUCCUCUCCACCGUUCCGAUCUUUCACCGUUUUCAUCCUCGAAGUAUCCCCUAUACCCUUCUCCGAAAACUCCCCCCAUAACUCUAACCCUAAUUACACCCCCGUCGUUCGAACUCUCGAUUCUGAACUCCCCGUGGAUGAUCCAGAACGGGAAAACUUCAAAGCGGAGGAUGAAAACGUUGUUGUUGCUGGUUUCGUUCUGUUUUUCCCGAAUUUUCCUUCAUUGUUGGGGAAGCCUGGGUUCUUUGUGGAGGCUAUUGCAGUGAGGGAUUGUUAUCGGAGGAAGGAGGACUUGGGGAGAAUAUUGCUGUUGGCAGUAGUGAAUCAGGCCGUGAAAAUGGAUUACUGUCAAGUGGAGUGGGCGGUGCUUGAUUGGGAUGUGAAUGCGAUUAAAUUUUAUGAAGAAAUGGGUGCGCCGAUCUUGGCGGAAUGGAGAAUAUGUAUAAUCAUUUGCGAUGCUCUUAGAGUUCACAAAAAUGCAUAUGAAAGUUAAUUUCCAUUAUAUCUCAUUCUCAUAGUUGACCUACUAAGAAAAAUUAGGGAUAUAUAUAAUGAGUAUUAACGUGUCAAUUGUCACUUUAUUAUUUUCUUGUUGA